AUGGGCAAAUUGGAGAGAAAUAUUGCACUAGUAACGGGAGCUGGCAGUGGCUUCGGUGCCGCCAUCGCAGAGAAAUUCGCUGCGGAGGGUGCCGUCGUGCUGGUAGGCGACAUCAACCAGACCAGCGGGGAAGCCGUCGCAGUAAAGCUCCAUGGUGCUACCUUUGUAAAGCUUGAUGUCACAUCACAUGCCGACUGGAAGGCUGCGCUCCCGCUCGCCAAACCCUCCGUAGACGUAACGGAUGACGAAUUCGACACGCUGCUGAACGUCAACAUCAAGAGCGUGUACCUCUCCGUCUCCGAGAUCAUGCCGUACUUCGUAGGGCGGGGCUCGGGCGCCUCCGUUAACACCUCGUAUAUGGACCGCAUCACGCAAGGCCUUGCAUCUGAGUAUGACACUAAGGGCGUGCGGAUCAACCCCGUGUGCCCACUGCGUGCACCCACCGGUUUGCUGGAGAAGUUCAGUGGUGUGCUAGAUACGCCGGAGAAACGAGAGCGGUUCGGGAAGAGCGUGCCGCUUGGGAGAAUGACCGAACCCAUGGACGUUGCAAAGGUGGUUGCAUUCCCGGCUUCUGACGAAAAAUCAGGAUUUAUCACGGGCGUCUGGUAGGUUCCACUGGGUUCCAUUCAUGGCUUGUCGUCCGCUGGUUUAGAGCUCCGCAUAGUGUUGCAGUAUGUAGACGGAGUGAGGUUGUGCAUGUAAGAAGCAACACUUUGUGCUGGCGAGAUCUGUGAGUGCGCAAUACCAGUAUGGAGUUGAGGGCGUUGUGCGUGUUUUGGUAGCCCAAGCCACUAGGCCCUUAUAAAUUAGUUGUCGACGUGGAGUCUCCAGAUCGUAGUGCCGGAGAAGCAUGCAGUCGAAUAUGCAGAGCGAUGUUAAAACUUGACUAAGAAUGGCGGUCAAUCCGUGAAUGGUGGAAUGGAGGGCUGCGAUUUUGUUCAACCGUCUCCGCAUUCGACCUCAGUAGAUUGUGGCUGUUACACAUGC
Tricharina praecox is the source of this 987-nucleotide messenger RNA. Its product is annotated as putative alcohol dehydrogenase. The transcript has 5 exons. The record is from RefSeq and is a predicted model, not a curated record. The coding region runs from base 1 to 609 and encodes 202 amino acids. NCBI's taxonomy places the organism in Eukaryota, Fungi, Ascomycota, Pezizomycetes, Pezizales, Pyronemataceae.